This is a messenger RNA of Bufo gargarizans (Asiatic toad), 1131 nucleotides long. RefSeq names its product zinc finger protein 740 (gene ZNF740). NCBI's taxonomy places the organism in Eukaryota, Metazoa, Chordata, Amphibia, Anura, Bufonidae. The transcript is spliced from 10 exons. Gene Ontology annotation, cellular component: nucleus. The record is from RefSeq and is a predicted model, not a curated record. Gene Ontology annotation, biological process: regulation of transcription by RNA polymerase II. Gene Ontology annotation, molecular function: RNA polymerase II cis-regulatory region sequence-specific DNA binding; DNA-binding transcription factor activity, RNA polymerase II-specific. The coding region runs from base 136 to 1008 and encodes 290 amino acids.
GAAAGUUUCCGGAGCAGCGGGAGAAGUGGGAUUCGAGGCUGGAAGCCGCGGCCGGACAGAAGUGUUAUGAGCUGGUCGCGGUGAGGGGCUCCAGGUGAAAGACUACAUCUCGCACAGAACAUUGCCUAGUGGCUCAUGAUGGCGCAUUUACAGAGAAGUCCGCGUCGUCUGCUUGGUUGUGAGGGAAUAUCCGGGUUGAGUCUUCUCCAUUCAGCGGCAGGCAAGAAGUUAGGAAUGCUGAGCGCCAGCCUUUCACGGAGAGUAGGAAGUGAUGAAGGAGAAGAUGACGACGAUGAUGUGGAAGAGGUUACAGAAAUAUCAGACUCAGAGGAUAUAUCGGAACCACAUAAAGAGACGGCAAAGCAAAUUCUUGCUAGAGAUCAAGCCUCGCUGAUUCCUCAAGAGAGCAAGAGCCAUAAGAAGGUGGACUUAACAGAGGAGAACAAUCCGUAUUCCUUGAACAUACCCAAAAAUUUUAUCUGUGAGCAUUGUUAUGGAGCCUUCAGAAGUAGCUACCAUCUUAAGAGACAUUUGUACAUCCACACGGGAGAGCGACCAUAUGAAUGUGACAUGUGCGACAUGAAGUUCAUUCAGAAAUAUCAUCUGGACAGACACAAACGAGUGCACAGUGGAGAGAAACCCUACCAGUGUGAGCGAUGUCAGCAGGCUUUUUCACGGACAGACAGACUUCUGAAGCAUAAGAGGAUGUGCCAGGGCUGCCACACCAAAAUUGCCGAAUCAGAGUCUGGAACAAGUUUCCCCCCAUACACCCCAAGUUUCCGUAUUCACAGAGACGUGUUCAUUAACCCAGGGGAGCGCCCUUUUGAAUGUGACAUGUGCGACAUGAAGUUUGUUCAGAAAUAUCAUUUGGACAGACACAAACGAGUGCACAGUGGAGAGAAACCCUACCAGUGUGAGCGAUGUCAGCAGGCUUUCUCUAGGACAGACCGCCUUCUGAAACAUAGGAGGAUUUGUCAGGGGUGCCACACGAAACCUCUCGCAUUGUGAAUUUCAGUGAAAUUUCAGCCGCUCUUCCUUCACUCAGGACUCAUUCUCUAUCACUACUGGUAAACCACAGAAGUAUUGAAGAAUUUACCCCCAGACACGGGGCUGGUAACAGCGAGGGCCUAC